AUGACCAGCUCAGACCAGGAAAAGCAAACAGAGCCGCACCUACCAAGAGAUGAUUUAACCCGACUGCGCUCCGCCUCCCCCGCCAUCAAGCGUCCUGCUUCCGACAUGGGGGCCCAGGACCGAGAAGAACAUACCAACGACGUUGAAAUGAGCAAUGCUCCUGGUCCCAGCUUCGUCAUCACUUCCGAACCUCAGACUUCCGACCUCAAGGCAAAACAGCAAGAUACUGGCAAAACUCAUCAUGACCGUAAUACUAUGACCCAGGCACCACAUGCCAGCCACCCUGGCGCUGUGCAGCAAGAUGCUCCCUCCGAGAGCAACGGCUCUUCAUUGUCUGACUCGCUUCUGCCCACACCAUCCUCCAAUUCCACAACGGCUACUUCAAUAGUGACGCCCGAAAUCCCACCGACUUGCACAGACCUCCCUUCUUUCGAUGACCAGGAUACCAAAAUCAGGGAACUGGCUGAGAGGAAAAAAUCCGAAGGGCAGAAAGGAUUCGUGGUCUCUACAAAAUGGUGGAACCGGGUACAGGCCCGUCGGUCGCACACGGACGCAAAGGUAGACAAAGAUGCGGCCGAAGGAGAGAUUGGCCCGAUUGACAACUCGAAUCUUGCUAUGGUUACCGAAGACUCGAGCAAGCUAUUCGAUCUAGCUGACGAUAAGUUCGUCGUUCUGAAACCAGGCCUCCGCUACGACGAAGACUACAUCAUUGUUCCGCAGGAUGGCUGGGAUCUUUUAGUAUCUUGGUACGGUUCUGCAAAGGACUCUCCGGUCAUCACACGCUAUGCCUACGAUACAAAUGGAGAAGACGCCUUGUCUCCCAAUGUCGAUUGGGAGCUUGAACCGCCUAUCUUUACCUUUCUGAAAGUACCGGCUGAGCACACUCCGCAGACCCAAAAGCAAACGUCACUUCCGCCUCCAAAGAUGGUCGCCAGCAAGUAUAUGUUGGCCAACGAGUGGCUGAAGCGAGCGAAGCAGCUCGUCCACAUCGAUCUGAAGACCAAGGUUCGCCCAUGGCGUAUACUAGGUGGAUUGAAGAGUCACGCUGCUUCUGGGCUUCCCUCGCCUGCCGCAUCUAGGAGCUCUUCUCCGGCGCCCGGUACGGAGAUGGUUGCUACUGUUCCAGACAAGAUGCUGCUCGAUGUUAACACUUUCGUUGCGCUGCCUUCGGGUGAGCACCGGGACGAGAUGACUAUGGAAGAUAACACCGCCAACGAGAAAUACAAUGGUAAAUCCAAACUUAGCAUGUUCACUGGGAGAAGCGAUCUCGUCGCUCUUGAAGAACAAAAGAAGGGUGGCGACUGGCCUAGCGAAACCAGUCGUUUAUCCUUGCCGAAGAAUCUGAAGGACAAAGCCAAAGGCUUGACACCCAGUGGCAGAACAAGUCCCGCUCCAGGUGUGACAACUCGUGGCAGAACGCGCAGAGAAGGCCGACCGAAAGGCAACAUCGGCCUGACCAAUCUUGGCAAUACCUGCUACAUGAAUUCGGCACUGCAGAGUAUCAGAAGUGUGCAGGAAUUGACAGAGUACUUCUUGUCCGAUAUGUGGGCUAAAGAGCUGAACAAGAAGAACCCUCUUGGUCACAACGGCAACGUUGCCAAAGCUUAUGCCAACCUGGUCAAGAAUAUCUUUGAAGAACGAGCAGGGGGUGCUUUCACUCCUCGGGACUUUAAGCACACUAUUGGCAAGUACAACCCCAGUUUUGCAGGCUACGGGCAGCAAGAUUCACAAGAAUUCCUUCUGUUCCUGUUGGAUGGCCUGUCGGAAGAUUUGAACCGCAUCCACAAUAAGCCUUACAUCGAGAAGCCUGAUUCGACCGACGAGAUGGUGCACGAUCAUGCAGCGCUGAAAGCGUUUGCAGACCGAAAUUGGGCUGAUUACAAAGCCCGGAACGAUUCAAUCAUCACUGAUCUUUUUGCUGGCAUGUACAAGUCCACGUUGACUUGUCCAGUCUGUGAGAAAGUCAGUAUCAUCUUUGACCCUUUCAGCAACCUCACCUUGCAGCUGCCAAUCGAAAGCACCUGGUCCAAGCUAUGCGUAUUCUUACCUUUGCAUGGCCGACCGAUGAAUAUUGAGGUUGAGGUGGACAAGCAUGCCACGAUGCAAGGCAUGAAGGAAUUCGUGUCCAAACGCACCGGUGUUGCUGCCGAACGCUUGAUCAUUGCGGAGGGUUACAAAUGCAAGUUUUACAAGAUCUUCGACAAUCCCAUGGUCAUCUCAGAGGCCAACAUCCACGUACAGAACGAUGUCAUCUUCAUCAUGGAAGUAGAAGAUGUACCUACCAACUACAAUCCGAACAAGAAACAGGUGUACAGCAUGUUCGGCUCGAGUACACAGUCGGACGAGAUCGUCGACCCGGAGUCUGCAGGCGCAGACAAGCUAUUGGUGCCUGUAUUCCAUCGAUACAUCAAGAACGCCAAUGACCCCAAACGCCUAUCUCAGCGACCCUUUUUCGGCUACGCCAGCUUCGUGGUCCUAGACCGGGAGGACAACAAGACGUAUGACGGUGUCCUACGAAAAGUCCUUGGCAAUGUGGCAGGAAUGACAACCCGAAAUAUCUUUGAAGAAGUUGGUGAAGAUGACAGCUCCGAUGCAGUCGAGGUCAACGACGACAGCUCAAGAUCAGGCACCAACACCAACGAAGAUGGCUUUGUGGACGUGUCAAUGCGUGAUGCAUCGGUGGCGCCUGAAUCUACCGACAGCGAGAGUGCUGCACUUGAUCGCUUUCUCAAAUCAGAUAAGCCAAUUCCCGAAGCUUUGAAGAGCUUGUUUGACAUCUGUGUCAAGUCUACUGGAGAAGGCAUCCCGACGGGUUGGAACCAGGUCUCUGAGCACGAUGACUUCACAAGUAUCCGCAGUCGCAUUCCGAAAAAGCCAAAAUCGCGACCUGCUCGAUCAUCAACCACAAGUGAUGAAGAUGCUGAGUCAGAAGCAAGUGAAGACCUAGGUGACAUUCCCCACGACGCCUCUACACCCGGAAGUGAUGAGGGUGCCUCAGAGGCUUCGGAAAACACACCCAUGGCUUCGCUCGAGGACAAUGAUGAUGAUACUGCAGCCAUGUUCGGUGGCUUCAAAGCUCAGAACCGCAACAAGCAUGACAAUCGCAAGGUUUAUCGACGGAAAGGCAAGAUUAUUCAAGGGCAGCGCACCCAACAACGUGAGCCGGUCAGAGUUCGGCAACAGCCCACACCACCAGAUACCGACAUUGACAUGCUUGUGCGUCCAGGCGAAUGCAUUGUGCUUGACUGGAAUCUCGCGGCUCACGAUGCUUUAUUUGGAGGUGAACCGACAGCACAGGAUGAAGACGAGCCAAGAGGUAUUCCAACCUGGCGGUUUGAUAUUCCUACUAUUGAGGAUCCUGAGCUCCAGAACAAGCGCAAAGUUCGGGCUGCUCGCAAGAAGAAUGGUGUCAGCUUAGAGGACUGCUUGAAUGAGUUCGGCAAGCCCGAGACACUUUCCGAGCAAAACAUGUGGUACUGUCCGCGUUGCAAGGAGCACCGUCGAGCCGAGAAGAAGUUUGAGCUUUGGAAGGCACCAGAUAUCCUCAUUAUGCACUUGAAGCGAUUCAGCUCUCAACGAAAUUUCCGGGACAAACUUGAGAUAUUCGUCGAGUAUCCUGUCGAAGGCCUUGAUAUCACGAAGUACGUCCAAAACCCGGAGGAGGGCAAGGAGCUCGUUUACGAUUUGAUCGCAGUCGACAACCACUACGGCGGCUUGGGAGGUGGUCAUUACACGGCUAACGGCAAGAACUUCUACAACGGCGAGUGGUAUGACUACAAUGACAGCCAUGUCUCCCGUCGAGAAUCGGACAAGGUGGUCACUCCUCACGCGUACAUUCUCUUCUAUCGCCGCCGCAGUAAUCCCCCCCAUGCUCCUCUAGGCGGGUCUAAAAUGGAGGAGCUGUACGAAUCAAUGAACAAUGAGCACGACUCGGAUAUGGCCAACUCGCGCGAUCCCUCGCCAGGUGCGGGGGAAGGCCGGCGUCUCGGCGACUCCUCCCACAAUGGGUCGUCGGGGCCUGGCGCAGUAGGAGCAGCUCACCAAUCGGGAGUUGGUGGCCUGGAAAUGGGAAACCAAAAUCGCGGUCUGCAAGCCGGGAUGACAGAGGAGGACGAAACGCAGGAGACGACCAUCACGACGAAUGAGCUCGAGGACGAAGGUCUUGGAGAAGACGUUCCACCGUAUGGUUCAGACCUGGUAUGGACUGAGACGCCAGGAUGGGGUUUUGACAUCUUGAACGCCACGAACGAACCAGGGCAGCAGCCCAAUAACUCUGAUAACGAUGAAAUGUUUGGCGAUGCAGAUGCUGGGAGCAACAGCAGUACGAGAGUAGCCGGCGCUGGCAGUGAGGUGGCCGAUGAAGACCUACCAAUGUUCUCGGACGAUAUGGAGCAGGAUACCAGGAUGAGGGGUAUAAGAGAAAGUGCGCCUCCUCCAGGGACAGAGGAUGUUGUUGUCGACACAGGCGUUGGAGAAGCCGACGACGAAGACGAUGAACUGCCGGUUACGGAACUACGUGCAGGGGACGACGGGGAGCUGGCCGUCAGUUUUGCGAGGCGAUAG
This is a messenger RNA of Cyphellophora europaea CBS 101466, 4563 nucleotides long. RefSeq lists its product as uncharacterized. NCBI's taxonomy places the organism in Eukaryota, Fungi, Ascomycota, Eurotiomycetes, Chaetothyriales, Cyphellophoraceae. Bases 1 to 4563 code for a protein of 1520 amino acids. The record is from RefSeq and is a predicted model, not a curated record. Gene Ontology annotation, molecular function: cysteine-type deubiquitinase activity. The transcript has 2 exons. Gene Ontology annotation, biological process: protein deubiquitination.